AUUUCGUCCAUGAAAGUUUUUUUUUAAAUAAUUAAAGGUUGCGGAUGGUGUCUUGGCAAGUGCUGGAUAAUGGACUGGAGACGGACGUGACGUUCGAAGCGGAGGAUGAGGAGGCAUGGAGAGACUUUCAGAAGAAAGGACUUGGUGUUGCAGCGUUGAGCACGUUGCCGGUGUUGUCGGAAGCGAUCGAAAAAGUGCCUAAAGCGCCGGCUCUUAAUGGAGAUGACACAUUGGCUCCUAAGAGGAGGCGCCACUUGUCACUGCCCGAAACAUAUUACGCAGCGAUCCACGGUGCUCUCCCGAUUGACGAACCGUUGCGAGAAUUAUGGGAGCGGUUCAAGAGCUCCAGUGUGACUUUUGCGAGAAACUUCAUCGUUUACCAACAUUUCCGACGCUUCGGUUGGGUUCCCAAAUCCGGACUGAACUACGGAGCGCACUUCGUAUUAUAUCGAGGCUCAGCCACGGACUACCAUUCAGAAUACAUUGUAUACGUGCAAGACGAGGACGAAUCUUCGUCUUGGAACACCAUUCAGUCGCUCACCAGGAUAGCGGCAGAUGUCAAGAAGACCGUGCUUCUGUGUACUGUGACGACUGCAACAACUGUCAGUGGAGAUAGCUCAACCGACCUCAUGUUCGGUGUAUACAACUUCCACGACGUCCAGUAUACAGUCGAAGGUGUUGCAAUUCGCUUUUGGGACCCAUCGAUAGCCGACAUACCGCAGUCCUACACGUUCCAACAACAACCACUGCUACCGAAGAAAGCCAAGAAUACAAAGAAGAAGAACAAAGCGAAACGACCAAAGCAUCAACCUUUUACAACAUGA
Molecule: messenger RNA, 824 nt
Organism: Phytophthora infestans T30-4
Lineage: Eukaryota; Oomycota; Peronosporomycetes; Peronosporales; Peronosporaceae
Exons: 2
Coding region: 45-824 (259 amino acids)
Biological process (GO): tRNA-type intron splice site recognition and cleavage; tRNA splicing, via endonucleolytic cleavage and ligation
Cellular component (GO): tRNA-intron endonuclease complex
Molecular function (GO): tRNA-intron lyase activity; nucleic acid binding
Source: RefSeq, a predicted model, not a curated record